CACUCAGUUCUCUUGCGUUGGUUUUGUGAUGACGGGAACGGAUCAGCAGCACGAAGCAAAGUCAAAUCGCAAGACCAAGCAGAGCAACGGCAGCACUGACGCGCUCGUUACACCUUCAACAACAACAUCAACAACAACAACGACAUCAACAACAACAUCAGCAUCGCAUGGCGCAUCAGCAGCCUCAGCAGCAUCCACCCAGCAGCAGCAGCAGCGCAGGAUUGAGUUUGCUCCACUGAACGUGCCACUGUCGCGCCGCCUCGAGACGCUCGCCGUCAUGAUCUUCCUGUCGCAGCAGCUGAUUUGCAUCCUCGCAGCGCUGCUCAUGCUCACCGUGCCUGUCUUCUGGCCAAUCAUCGUGCCGUACCUCUUGUGGAUGCAUCUCGUCGACCAUCGCACGGCCAAGAAUGGCGUCGGGCGCAAGUCGCAGUGGCUCCGCUCGGCCAGAUUCCCGUUCGGGUUCCUGCGCGCGUACUUCCCAGCGCGCCUCAUCAAGACCGCCGAGCUCAACCCCCAGAAGAACUACAUCUUUGGCUACCAUCCCCAUGGUAUCAUUGGACUGGGCGCGUGCAUCAACUUUGGCACUGAGGCGAGCAACGUGUCCAAGCUCUUCCCAGGAAUCGACACGCGCGUUCUGACUCUGGGCGUCAACUUUAAGAUUCCGUUCUACCGCGACUACCUGAUGGCGCUCAACUUUGCUGACGUUGGCAAGACUUCGAUUCGCAACAUUCUGUCAAAGGGUCCCGGCUCGUCCUGCUUGAUUGUGGUUGGCGGCGCUGCAGAAGCAUUGGACGCGCGUCCUGGUGUGGCUGAUCUCACCCUGGCCAACCGCAAAGGCUUUGUGCGCGAAGCCAUCAUCAACAAUGCAUGCCUUGUCCCUGUGUUUAGCUUUGGCGAAAACGAUGUCUACUCGCAAGCCGCCAAUCCCCCAGGCUCUCGUGUGCGCCGAUUCCAGAAUUUCAUCAAGGAGGCGCUGGGCUUCACCCUACCCUUUGUCAUUGGCCGCGGUGUGUUCAACUACACUUUUGGUCUGCUGCCGCACCGCCGCCCCAUCGUGACUGUCGUUGGAACACCAAUCGAAGUGCCGCACAUUCUCUCACCGACAGAGAAGGACGUUGACGAGAUCCACGCUCGUUAUGUGGCCGCUCUGAAGGACCUGUACGACCAGUACAAGGACGAGUAUUCCGACCCGAAAGUCAAUCUCCGGCUAGUGGCAUAAAUAGGUUGCAUUUAGACCAACCAGUCUGUGUAGAUGUGAUUGAGUGGGUGAUUGGUCGUCUUUGUUUUUGUUUUGUUUUUUCUUGUAUUGCAUAAACUUUAGUGAUGGUUGGCU
Messenger RNA from Capsaspora owczarzaki ATCC 30864, 1333 nucleotides. Its product is annotated as diacylglycerol acyltransferase type 2A. Gene Ontology annotation, biological process: triglyceride biosynthetic process. The record is from RefSeq and is a predicted model, not a curated record. The transcript is spliced from 7 exons. Gene Ontology annotation, cellular component: endoplasmic reticulum membrane. Lineage: Eukaryota; Filasterea; Ministeriida; Capsasporidae. Gene Ontology annotation, molecular function: diacylglycerol O-acyltransferase activity. The coding region runs from base 29 to 1219 and encodes 396 amino acids.